AACCUCCAGCGCCGGACGGACGGACGCAGCUUUGACGGCACCGAAACGCGCGGCUCUGCAGGAGGGGAAACAUCCAGGAGAGAGAGGAAAAAGCCACCGGAGGAGCAGACAUGGAUAUUUAACGGACACAUACAAAUAUUUCUUUCCACCUCUUUGUGUUUUUUUUAUUCUUCCUCCGACCCCGUGAUGUUGCUUUUGCCCCGGGCGUGUUAAUGAAACCUGCUCCUCGAUGUCUCUCAUCAGUUUAUAACCGAAACAAAAUGAGGAUUUCUUCUGGCGACUGGUUUGUGUUGAUGUUCUCGGGCUUGUGGGGGCUGACGAUGGGAGCUUUCCCGAGCAGCGUUCAGAUCGGUGGUCUGUUCAUCAGAAACACUGAUCAGGAGUACACCGCCUUUCGUCUGGCGAUCUUCCUGCACAACACCAGCCCGAACGCCUCGGAAGCCCCGUUCAACCUGGUGCCUCACGUGGACAACAUCGAGACGGCCAACAGCUUCGCCGUCACCAACGCCUUUUGCUCGCAGUACUCCCGCGGUGUCUUCGCCAUCUUCGGCCUGUACGACAAGCGCUCAGUCCACACGUUGACGUCCUUCUGCAGCGCCCUGCACAUCUCCCUCAUCACGCCCAGCUUCCCCACCGAGGGCGAGAGCCAGUUCACCCUGCAGCUCCGGCCGUCAAUCCGAGGCGCUCUGCUGUCCCUGCUCGACCACUACGACUGGAACAAGUUCGUCUUCCUGUACGACACAGAUCGGGGAUACGCCAUCCUGCAGGCCAUCAUGGAGAAGGCGGGACAAAACAACUGGCAGGUCAGCGCCAUCUGCGUGGAAAACUUCAACGACGCCAGUUACCGGCGUCUGCUGGAGGACCUGGACCGGAGAAAGGAGAAGAAGUUUGUGAUCGACCUCGAGGCCGAAAGACUGCAGAACAUGCUGGAGCAGAUCGUCAGCGUCGGGAAACACGUCAAAGGCUACCAUUACAUCAUGGCCAACCUGGGUUUUAAGGACAUCAACCUGGAGCGCUUCAUGCACGGUGGGGCUAACGUGACGGGCUUCCAGCUGGUCGACUUCAGCAACCCGAUGGUCAUCAAACUGAUGCAGCGCUGGAACAAGCUGGACCAGAGGGAGUAUCCCGGCUCGGACGCCCCACCCAAGUACACGUCAGCGCUGACAUACGACGGGGUUAUGGUGAUGGCUGAGGCCUUCAGGAACCUGCGCAGACAGAAGGUGGACAUUUCCAGACGGGGGAACGCCGGUGAUUGUCUAGCCAAUCCGGCCGCUCCGUGGAACCAGGGCAUCGACAUGGAACGCACUCUCAAACAGGUCCGGCUGCAGGGAUUAACAGGUAAUGUCCAGUUUGACCACUAUGGCCGCAGGGUCAACUACACUAUGGACGUGUUUGAGCUGAAGAAUAAUGGACCCAGACGGAUCGGUUACUGGAACGAUGCGGACAAGCUGGUGCUGAUCCAGGACUCUCCGCUGCUUCCAAAUGACACGUCUGGCAUCGAGAACCGCACUGUCGUGGUUACCACCAUUAUGGAGGGUCCCUAUGUGAUGCUCAAGAAGAACUGGGAGAUGUACGAGGGCAACGACCAGUACGAGGGAUACUGCGUGGACCUGGCCUCGGAGAUCGCCAAGCACAUCGGCAUCAAGUACAAGAUCUCCAUCGUACCCGACGGGAAGUACGGCGCCAGGGACCCAGAGACGAAGAUCUGGAACGGCAUGGUCGGGGAGCUGGUGUACGGGAAAGCGGAAAUCGCUGUGGCCCCUUUGACUAUUACGUUGGUCCGGGAGGAGGUGAUCGAUUUCUCCAAGCCCUUCAUGUCGCUGGGCAUUUCCAUCAUGAUCAAGAAACCCCAGAAAUCCAAACCGGGGGUGUUCUCCUUCCUGGACCCGUUGGCCUACGAGAUCUGGAUGUGCAUCGUGUUCGCCUAUAUCGGCGUGAGCGUGGUGCUCUUCCUGGUCAGCCGCUUCAGCCCGUAUGAAUGGCACACCGAGGAGCCCGAAGAGGGCACUGACGGUCCGCCAAGCGACCAGCCUCCCAAUGAGUUUGGCAUCUUCAACUCGCUCUGGUUCUCCCUGGGCGCCUUCAUGCAGCAGGGCUGUGACAUCUCUCCCAGAUCGUUGUCUGGACGAAUCGUAGGUGGAGUGUGGUGGUUCUUCACCCUCAUUAUCAUCUCGUCCUACACGGCUAACCUGGCUGCCUUCCUCACCGUGGAGAGGAUGGUGUCCCCCAUCGAGAGCGCAGAGGAUCUGGCCAAGCAGACCGACAUCGCCUACGGGACUUUGGACUCGGGCUCAACCAAAGAGUUCUUCAGGAGGUCAAAGAUCGCCGUCUACGAGAAAAUGUGGGGCUACAUGAAGUCGGCCGAGCCCACCGUCUUCACCAAGACCACGGCGGAGGGUGUGGCGCGGGUCCGCAAGUCCAAAGGGAAAUACGCCUUCCUCCUCGAGUCCACAAUGAACGAGUACACUGAGCAGCGCAAGCCGUGCGACACAAUGAAAGUUGGAGGCAACUUGGACUCCAAAGGCUACGGAGUAGCUACACCCAAGGGUUCACAGUUAAGAACGCCUGUAAACCUUGCCGUAUUGAAACUGAGUGAAGCAGGAGUCUUAGACAAACUGAAAAACAAAUGGUGGUACGAUAAAGGGGAGUGUGGACCCAAGGACUCGGGAAGUAAGGACAAGUCAUCCCAGGCCCUCAGCCUGAGCAACGUGGCGGGGGUCUUCUACAUCCUGGUCGGGGGCCUGGGCCUGGCCAUGCUGGUGGCCCUCAUCGAGUUCUGCUACAAGUCGCGCAACGAGGCCAAGAGAAUGAAGCUCACAUUUACUGAAGCCAUGAGGAACAAGGCCCGUCUGUCCAUCACAGGCAGCGUCGGGGAGAACGGACGGGUGCUGACGCCCGACUGUCCCAAGGCCGUUCACGCCGGGCCUCCCCUCCGCCAGAGCUCCGGCCUCGCCCUGGUCUCCUCGGAGCUCCCGUGAAAACCAAAAACCUCUCAAGUGCCUUAUUCCAAUAACAACAGACAAACAAAAAACAAUAUUCAGAACGCCAACGCAACAACGGGAAACAACCAACAAAGAAACAGGAGUCACUCACCUCCGGUGGGCGGGACUGGACGGAAACCAACGAAUCCCACCGUCAGAGGUUAAGAAUUGUCGAGACUCGAUGAUGAUUUCUCUCUGAAGUCUGUGGAAACCAGAGGCAGAACUAUCUUGAUUAUUUUUUGUUCGUUUUACUGUGCGGCCACAUGGAAGCUUUUCGAAUCAAAGCAUUGUGGGAAUCCACUGGAGCCUCAAACCCUUCACGACUCCAAACACCGAAGAGUUACAGAGGGACAUGAAAAAUAUCAUCAUGUAUGAUAAAGACGACAAAGACCAGAAAACUGUAAACUCGAAACUGUGCUUCUUUUUUUGGGAUUGCUGUGAUUUGGCAAAAACGGAACCACAAUCAAGAUUGUUUUCAAACUGAAGAGUAUUUGCUACACAGACACGAGCUGCGUUCAGGAGACAACAAUCUCACUCGAUAUCAACAAGUGACACUGGGGGGCGCUGUAGCCCGGUGUCGUGACGAUAUGAGACAGAUAUUUGUAAUAAUAAUAAUAACAAAAAUAAAAAAUCUAUGAAUAUAUGAGCAAAGAUAGAAAACUGUGAAAAUAAGUAAAUAUGUAUAUUCCAUGAAAAACUAAAUGAAAACUCUAGCUGUACAUAGGGACGACUGUAACAUGCUUGCUUUUUAAACAGAUGUACAUAGCAGAUACUGUAGUGGACAGACAGACAGUUGUUUUUUGUAAAUCAUCUUUAAAGAAUUUAUUCAUCGCAAUAAUGAAGAAGACGAUGCCACUUGAAGGAGGAGACGUUUUUUGCAAUUUACUACAUGUUGAAUACGUCACUGUAUUAUAUAGUAGCAUUCAAACUCUAAAUGUGAAGAGGUAUCGACUGCCCAAAAUACUCUGAUACCUGCUACAUACAAAUUAAUAAAUAUAUUCAACAAUGAAUGUUAACUAGCUCCACCCCCAAUCCUUAAACCACACCCCUCACUGUGCAGACGUAGACCCAGAGAGCUGCUCACGAGUCGAGCUUAAUAAAUCCAGCUUCUGCAGCCAGAGUCACUAUUUUUUUCAUUCUCUUCAAUCUAUUUUUUGUACCGAGAAACUAAAAAGAAACCGUCUGUCUCCUGGUUUUAAAUGUCGACAGUCUGAGUACUAGAUCUUCUAGAGAUCCUUUAUUUGUGUGGAGACAUGAGUAGGAACCAGUGACUGUAAAUACAGAUGGACUACGUGUCUCUGAUUCCUCCUAUUAUGAAAAAAAAAUAAUAAUAAAGCCAAAACA
Molecule: messenger RNA, 4325 nt
Organism: Paralichthys olivaceus (Japanese flounder)
Lineage: Eukaryota; Metazoa; Chordata; Actinopteri; Pleuronectiformes; Paralichthyidae
Product: glutamate receptor 4
Biological process (GO): synaptic transmission, glutamatergic; monoatomic ion transport; modulation of chemical synaptic transmission
Cellular component (GO): AMPA glutamate receptor complex; postsynaptic density membrane; dendritic spine
Molecular function (GO): transmitter-gated monoatomic ion channel activity involved in regulation of postsynaptic membrane potential; AMPA glutamate receptor activity
Source: RefSeq, a predicted model, not a curated record